UUUAAUGAUUUGCAGCUGGAACGCACUGGGAUAGGCAAAAUCAGGUUUCCAUGCCCCUAGGGUGCCUCACUUCCGGAGAUGAACUCUACCAUCAUGCCAAUAUAAAAAGGCUUGCUUCUCCAUGCUCCUCAGUGCUCUGCUUGACAGCGUCGUUGCUAGCUCUCGUUGGUCAACUGGGUCUGCUGACAACCCACAAAGAUGUAUUAUCCUCAACAGCAUCAGUGCAAGCAGCCCUGCUUGCCCCCUCCCAUCGUAAAGAACUGUCCUCUGCAAACUGUGGAGCCUUGUGGCACUGUCCAUGUGUCACAGUGUGCUACCAGGUGUGUGGAUACAUGUGGCACUCUCAGUGUAGCUCAGGCUGCAAGUGGAAGCCUGAGUCCCUGUGGUGGCAUCAGCGAGGCCCAGGCUAUGGGCACAAGCCUCAGUCCCGGUGGUGGCAUCAGCGAGGCCCAGGCUGCAAGUAAAAGUGUGGAUCCCCGUGGUGGUGUCAGCGUGGCCCAGGCUGGAGGCACAAGCCUGUGUCCCUGCGGUGGUGUGUGUGUGGCCUGUGCUGCAAGCAGAAGUGUGGGUCCCUAUGGUGGGGUCAGCGUGGCCCAGGCUGCAAGCAAAAGUGUGGAUCCCCAUGGUGGUGCCAGCGUGGCCCAGGCUGCAAGUCAAAGUGUAGAUCCCCGUGGUGGUGUCAGUGUAGCCCAGGCUGGAGGCACAAGCCUGUGUCCCUGUGGUGGUGUCUGUGUGGCCUGUGCUGCAAGCAGAAGUGUGGGUCCCUAUGGUGGGGUCAGCGUGGCCCAGGCUGCAAGCAAAAGUGUGGAUCCCCGUGAUGGUGCCAGCACGGCCCAGGCUGCAGGUCAAAGUGUGGAUACCCGUGGUGGUGCCAGCAUGGCCCAGGCUGCAGGUCAAAGUGUGGAUCCCCGUGGUGGUGUCAGCAUGACCCAGGCUACGGGCACAAGCCUGUGUCCCUGCGGUGGUGUCUGUGUGGCCUGUGCUGCAAGCAGAAGUGUGGGUCCCUAUGGUGGGGUCAGCGUGGCCCAGGCUGCAAGCAAAAGUGUGGAUCCCCGUGGUGGUGCCAGCGUGGCCCAGGCUGCAAGUCAAAGUGUGGAUCCCCGUGGUGGUGUCAGUGUAGCCCAGGCUGGAGGCACAAGCCUGUGUCCCUGCGGUGGUGUCUGUGUGGCCUGUGCUGCAAGCAGAAGUGUGGAUCCCUAUGGUGGGGUCAGCGUGGCCCAGGCUGCAAGCAAAAGUGUGGAUCCCCGUGGUGGUGCCAGCGUGGGCCAGGCUGCAGGUCAAAGUGUGGAUCCCUAUGGUGGGGUCAGCGUGGCCCAGGCUGCAAGUCAAAGUGUGGAUCUCUGUGGUGGUGCCAGCGUGGCCCAGGCUGCAGGUCAAAGUGUGGAUCCCCAUGGUGGUGUCAGCGUGGCCCAGGCUACGGGCACAAGCCUGUGUCCCUGCGGUGGUGUCUGUGUGGCCUGUGCUGCAAGCAGAAGUGUGGGUCCCUAUGGUGGGGUCAGCGUGGCCCAGGCUGCAAGCAAAAGUGUGGAUCCCCGUGGUGGUGCCAGCGUGGGCCAGGCUGCAGGUCAAAGUGUGGAUCCCUAUGGUGGGGUCAGCGUGGCCCAGGCUGCAAGUCAAAGUGUGAAUCCCUAUGGUGGGGUCAGCGUGGCCCAGGCUGCAGGUCAAAGUGUGGAUCCCCAUGGUGGUGUCAGCGUGGCCCAGGCUACGGGCACAAGCCCGUGUCCCUGCGGUGGUGUCUGUGUGGCCUGUGCUGCAAGCAGAAGUGUGGGUCCCUAUGGUGGGGUCAGCGUGGCCCAGGCUGCAAGCAAAAGUGUGGAUUCCCGUGGUGGUGCCAGCAUGGCCCAGGCUGCAGGUCAAAGUGUGGAUCCCUGUGGUGGUGUCAGCGUGGCCCAGGCUACGGGCACAAGCCUGUGUCCCUGCGGUGGUGUGUGUGUGGCCUGUGCUGCAAGCAGAAGUGUGGGUCCCUAUGGUGGGGUCAGCGUGGCCCAGGCUGCAAGCAAAAGUGUGGAUUCCCGUGGUGGUGCCAGCAUGGCCCAGGCUGCAGGUCAAAGUGUGGAUCCCUGUGGUGGUGCCAGCAUGACCCAGGCUGCAAGUCAAAGUGUGGGUCCCUAUGGUGGGGUCAGCGUGGCCCAGGCUGCAAGCAAAAGUGUGGAUCCCCGUGGUGGUGCCAGCAUGGCCCAGGCUGCAGGCCAAAGUGUGGAUCCCUGUGGUGAUGCCAGCAUGGCCCAGGCUACAGGUCAAAGUGUGGAUCCCUAUGCUGGAGUCAGCGUGGCCCAGGCUGCAAGCAAAAGUGUGGAUCCCCGUGGUGGUGCCAGCAUGGCCCAGGCUACAGGUCAAAGUGUGGAUCCCUAUGCUGGAGUCAGCGUGGCUCAGGCUGCUACCAAAUGUAUAGAACCAGGAGCCAAAGGCUAUGUCCGGCCAUAUGCUAUUCAGUGUGCGGAUGUGUGCCGUUCCAAAUGCGUGGCUUCAUAUGGCCAGGUAAAGGUGGAUUCUUGUGCUCCCGGUUGUGCCAAGACCUACCCCCUGCAGAACGUGGACCCCUGCCUCCCCAAAGGCUCCCCCGUGCAGCAGUGCUCCAGGAAGUCCAAGCAAUGUUAAUGUCCAUGCAUGACGAUGAGUGACAGCCAUGCACGUGGCGGGGAGCUUUCUCCAGGCUCUACCAUUCUCCUCUGUUCUCCCUGCUGCUGGUGAUGUUUUGGUGAAUGUUUGCCAAAUCUAUGCUCAACGCCAGAAAUUGCACGUUACUUUCUCGUAGUCAGUGCCUUGCCAAUAAUGUCGGCUGUGCCUAGGGAUCCUUUUGGCUUGGGUGGCUUGGUGUUGGAAUGCUCUUUGCUUCCCUUCCCCACUUUGUCCUGUAAUGUAGAUGUGCAGCAAUAAAAACUACAGUUCGUGGCA
Molecule: messenger RNA, 2895 nt
Organism: Alligator mississippiensis (American alligator)
Lineage: Eukaryota; Metazoa; Chordata; Crocodylia; Alligatoridae
Product: elastin-like
Exons: 2
Coding region: 199-2598 (799 amino acids)
Source: RefSeq, a predicted model, not a curated record